Messenger RNA from Callorhinchus milii (elephant shark), 3521 nucleotides. It is a transcript of the gene lnx1, whose product is annotated as ligand of numb-protein X 1. The transcript is spliced from 12 exons. Gene Ontology annotation, molecular function: ubiquitin-protein transferase activity; metal ion binding; protein binding. The coding region runs from base 212 to 2431 and encodes 739 amino acids. NCBI's taxonomy places the organism in Eukaryota, Metazoa, Chordata, Chondrichthyes, Chimaeriformes, Callorhinchidae. Gene Ontology annotation, cellular component: cytoplasm. Gene Ontology annotation, biological process: ubiquitin-dependent protein catabolic process. The record is from RefSeq and is a predicted model, not a curated record.
GUGUGUGUGUUCAGGGGAAGAUUUUGACUCGGUUCCUUGUCGAGAAGCGCUGUCAUUAACUGGAGCUGCGGGUGACAGGUCUGCCAAACUCCAAAGAGAAUCAGUUUUGGAAUCUCUCCUGAAACUUGGCGAUCUUCAUUAUUGUUAAAAAUCAAGUCAAGUAUUCCAUUUGUUUACUAUUGGCUUUGUCUGGAUACCAUAUCUGUGGAAUAUGAGCCAGAGCGAUCCUGCAGAGGAGAUGCCAUCUAUGGUACAGCCUCUCUGUAUUACCUGUGGACAGAUACAUUCCCCUGAGGAAAACCACGCCUACAACUUCCAGGAUGAAAUCGAUGAUGAUUUGAUAUGUCACAUCUGCCUGCAGCCCUUAGUGCAGCCACUAGAUACACCAUGUGGUCACACCUAUUGUACCGUGUGCCUUACCAACUUCCUGCAGGGCAAAGACUUCUGCCCUAUGGAUCGUAAGCCCCUGUGUCUGAAGGUGUGCAAAAAGUCAAGUAUUCUGGUGCAUAAACUGCUGGACAAGGUGUUAGUUAUCUGCCCAUUCAAAGAAGAUUGCUCGGAUGUCUUGCAGCGCUGUGACCUAGAAAUUCAUCUACAUCGUAGAUGUAAAGGAGCAGCCAACUAUGGACUUUUAGGGGAACGGAAAAAACAGUGUCAGGAAGGCUGUUCAGUAGGUGAUGGAGAUUCAGUUCCCAGGAUUCCUGCAGACGACAGUGAUGUGACCAUGUCGGUGCUUUCUUCACAACUGUCAGCAUCUGCAGCUGUGGCCUUCAUGACAGAUGACGCUGGUCUGGUAAACCCGGCCUUUGAUGCAGAAGACAACCGAUCAGAAAGCAGUUCCAGUGCUCACAGCAAAAGUAGUAACAAGAUAUACCGGCAUUCAGAACACAAGCCAAUGAGGAGCAGGUCCUUCAAAAAAUUGAACCGAGCUUUCAGUUACCUUCGAAGAACCAGUAGCGGAAAUCUGGUUGGUAGCAACUCUGGGGAGAUUGUGCAGACUGACACACCUCCUGAAGAAGCAUGCCCCAGAUUACAUCACCUAAUUCCAGAUGGUGAGGUUACAACCAUCAAGAUCAAUCGUUCUGAUGCACAGGAGUGUCUCGGCAUCAGCAUUGUGGGAGGAUGUGAAACAUCUGUGGAGAAUAUUGUUAUACAAGACAUUUAUCGAGAUGGUGCCAUUUCAAAGGAUGGAAGAUUGUUGCCAGGGGACAUGAUCCUGGAGGUAAAUGGUACUGACAUAAAGAAUGUGCCUCAUAACUAUGCGUUGGCAGUGCUGAGACAGCCGUGCGAGAACCUCCUGUUGACUGUACUGAGAGAACAACGCUACAAGUGUAGAAGCAGCAGUGAAGCUAACUGCGCCAGAGAUGACAGUUUCCACAUCACCCUGUACAAGAGCUCUCAUGAGCAUCUUGGAAUAAAACUGGUCCGCAAGGCUGACGAGUCGGGAGUUUUUAUCUUUAAUUUGCUUCAAGGUGGCCUGGCUGCCCAAGAUGGCCAACUGCAACUGAAUGACAGGGUACUAGCCAUCAAUGGGCAUGAUCUCCGCCAUGGGUCUCCUGAAACUGCAGCACAGAUCAUACAGGCAAGCGAAGACCGGGUGCAUUUUAUUGUGUCGCGGAAGACCAGAGAGCAGUCCCCUGAUAUCCUGCAGGAGACUAACUGGAGCAGCAGCAGCAACAGCAGCAGCAGCCCAACAAGCCCCGAUGAAAGGAACAAACAUAACAAGAAUUUCCAUCAUGCCUUCACGUGCCACGAGAAGAUCGUCAGUGUUAGUAAAGAGCCCCAAGAGUCGUUGGGAAUGACAGUGUCAGGCGGCCUGUCAAGCAAGAGCUGGGAUCUGCCGAUCUACGUUACAAAUGUACACCCUGAAGGCUGCCUGGGGAAAGAUGGAAGAAUAAAGAAUGGUGACAUUUUGCUGAACAUCAAUGGCAUUGAACUGACUGGCUUGUCACAGAUUGAAGCAGUAUCCAUGAUCAAACACAGUGCCACCUCCUCACCUGUCAUACUCAAAGCUUUGGAGCUGAGGGUGGCAGAUAAGGAGAAUGUGGGGACCCAGAUGCCUCUUGAUGCCAAUCAGAACAAUAUGCCUGAUGAUGACUGGUCUCCAGCCUGGACAAUGUGGCUUGGACUGCCUCGAUACCUGUAUUGGUGUAAAGACAUUGUACUGAGAAGAAACACGUCUGGUAGCCUGGGAUUCAGCAUUGUUGGAGGAUAUGAAGAAAACCAUGGGAACCAGCCAUUUUUUAUAAAAUCCAUUGUUGAUGGAACUCCAGCUUAUAAUGAUGGAAGAUUAAGAUGUGGAGAUAUGAUCCUGGCAGUCAAUAGGAGGAAUACCUCAGGAAUAAGUCACCCCUGUUUGGUGAAAAUGCUCAAGGAAGUGAGGGGAAAAGUCAUUCUCACUGUGGUGUCCUGGCCUGGCAGUCGUCUCUAGCUUGCAUUAUAGCCACAUUAAAUGAGUUGGAAUGACUUGGUAACAGGAGUUGGCCAUUUGGCCAAUCGAUCUUUUAAUCCUAAACAUAAGCAGAAUUUCAUCAGAAGACAUUUACAAAAUCAAAUUGCUAAAAUUGUUACGGUUACUGAUUAUACAAAAAGUUCUAAAUCUUUGCUAAACUUUUAAGUUUCUGUGAUCUACUGAAUUGUAUAAUUUUAUGCAUUUUCUACAAAAGAAAAAUGGUGUUUUAUUGUUAUAAAAACAGCUUGGAACACAAAUAUAGUUACCAUGCGUUUUAAGAUGUACAGAAUACAAGUUGUUGGCAUGGAAUUCAAAUGUACACUAGUACAAUCAAGCUAGAGUAUCUCUAUGCACUUAACUGCUGAAUGGAUUCGGCAACUAUUGUUAAGUUAAUUUAAUAGUAUUCAUUUUGAGUAGGGUCAGGUAUCUGAAGAUUAAGCUUGCUGUUGAGCUAAACAUCAACUUUUGUGACUACAGUAAAUCACUUUUGAUGUAAAAUAAAUGACAUAAAUAGAGGACUCAAAUAUCCGUGAAAUAGUGCAUCACUCUGCGCCUAAAUUUUUUAAUCAGAAUAAAAGGCACAGAAAAAUCAUGGCAUUACGGGUUUUGUGUAGUUCCCACAAAUAUUCUUGGUUAUUUAUUUGUACUUACUUCAUUUUCAUAUGAUCAAUACUUUACAGCAGAGUUGCAACCUGUCAUAUAGUUAAACAGGAAUUUUCUAUUCUCAAAUGUGUAUUCAGGAAAAAUGUCUAGGUAGCACGUGAGAUAGUUAAGUAUUCCCUCAGUCAAGCCAGCAUGCAUUAAUAAAAUAAAGAGCAUACACUAAUGUUGAAGAUUAUAAUUUGUGAACGUGUGCCGCUAAAAUCCACAGAACAAAAGGUGUCCACAUUUUUCUUUUACAUGCAGGGACAUGCGUGACUGAGGAAUAGGAGUGCAACAAAACACAAGAGUGCUCAGCUUGCUAUUUCAGUGGCACAGGAAAAAGAGAAAGUAUUGAUCAGAAUUUUUAAGUAGUUUGCAUCUACUGACUUUUUUUUAAAAAGUAAAACUUUCAUUUUUAAAACGAAAA